Oncorhynchus gorbuscha (pink salmon) is the source of this 558-nucleotide messenger RNA. Its product is annotated as ELKS/Rab6-interacting/CAST family member 1-like. The record is from RefSeq and is a predicted model, not a curated record. Gene Ontology annotation, cellular component: cytoskeleton of presynaptic active zone. The transcript is spliced from 2 exons. The coding region runs from base 100 to 558 and encodes 152 amino acids. NCBI's taxonomy places the organism in Eukaryota, Metazoa, Chordata, Actinopteri, Salmoniformes, Salmonidae. Gene Ontology annotation, molecular function: structural constituent of presynaptic active zone. Gene Ontology annotation, biological process: regulation of synaptic plasticity; maintenance of presynaptic active zone structure; neuromuscular synaptic transmission.
UUCACCCCCCCUCCUCCUUCCCUUCCUCCCUCCUUUCCUCUCUCUCCCUCUCUUCAGAUUGAGAAUCUGCAGGAGCAGCUGAGAGACAAGGAGAAACAGAUGAGUAGUCUGAAGGACAGAGUCAGGUCUCUCCAGACAGACACCUCCAACACUGACACAGCUCUCACCACCCUGGAGGAAGCACUGGCUGAGAAGGAGCGUAUCAUUGAGCGUCUGAAGGAGCAGAGAGACAGAGACGACAGAGAGAAGACAGAAGACAUCGAGUCCAACAAGAAAGAACUGAAGGAACUCAGAGAGAAACUCAGUCUACUGCAGGGAGACCUGUCUGACCGAGAGGUGAGCUACAAUGACCAGACAGACACCACACUCAGUCUACUGCAGGGAGACCUGUCUGACCGAGAGGUGAGCUACAAUGACCAGACAGACACCACACUCAGUCUACUGCAGGGAGACCUGUCUGACCGAGAGGUGAGCUACAAUGACCAGACAGACACCACACUCAGUCUACUGCAGGGAGACCUGUCUGACCACACUCAGUCUACUGGUGAGCUACAAUGA